This is a messenger RNA of Gekko japonicus, 6144 nucleotides long. It is a transcript of the gene ABCC1, whose product is annotated as ATP binding cassette subfamily C member 1. Bases 1 to 4698 code for a protein of 1565 amino acids. The record is from RefSeq and is a predicted model, not a curated record. Gene Ontology annotation, biological process: glutathione transmembrane transport; xenobiotic transport. Lineage: Eukaryota; Metazoa; Chordata; Lepidosauria; Squamata; Gekkonidae. The transcript has 33 exons. Gene Ontology annotation, molecular function: glutathione transmembrane transporter activity; ATP hydrolysis activity; ABC-type xenobiotic transporter activity. Gene Ontology annotation, cellular component: basolateral plasma membrane.
AUGACUCAGGCGCUCAGCUCUCAUGCCUUCUGCAAGUGUGGGAGGAAGCCCUGGCAGGCGUUCCACAAUCACGAGGGCCGAAAGAAAGAACUCCUCUUCAGGUGCCUCGACUGGAACGUGACAUGGCAUACGGAGAACCCCGACUUCACCCCGUGCUUUCAGAACACCGUCCUCGUGUGGAUGCCUUGCCUUUAUCUCUGGGCCUGCGUCCCAAUCUACUUGCCGUACCUCCAUCGCCACGACAGGGGCUACAUCCAGAUGUCCCACCUCAACAAAGCCAAAACAGCCUUGGGUCUUAUACUGUGGAUAGUCUGCUGGGCAGACCUUUUCUACUCUUUCUGGGAAAGAAAUCACAAUAUUUUCCGUGCUCCAGUUUUUUUAGUUAGCCCGACCAUUUUGGGCAUCACCAUGCUGUUUGCCACCUUUUUGAUACAGUACGAGAGGAUGAAAGGAGUCCAGUCUUCAGGUGUGAUGCUGACUUUCUGGCUCGUUGCGCUGUUAUGCGCGGCCAUCACCUUCAGGUCCAAAAUACUGCUCGCCUCCGGCAAGGGCGCUGAGAUCGAUGUGUUCCGUUUCGCGACCUUCUACAUCUACUUCGCCUUGGUGCUCCUGCAGCUGAUACUGUCCUGCUUUGCCGAACGGCCGCCACUGUUUUCAAAAGUGGUUCACGUCCCCAACCCUUGUCCGGAGUCUGGUGCUUCGUUCCUGUCCAAAAUCUCCUUUUGGUGGAUCACGGGGUUGAUGGUCCAGGGGUAUCGGCAUCCGCUGGAAGCGAAAGACCUGUGGUCGUUAAACAAGGAGGACAUGUCGGAAGAGGUGGUGCCAGGCUUGGUUAAGAACUGGGCGAAGGAGUGCGCAAAGGCGAAAGGGCAACCCGCGCCAAUGAUGUACUCGCCCAAGAAGUCCGCGAAGCCCAGCGGCUCGAGCGGGGACGUGACAGAGGAGGCCGAGGCCCUGAUCCUGAAGCCGUGCCGGCGGGAGAGGGAGCCGUCCCUCUUCAAGGUGUUGUACAAGACCUUCGGUCCCUACUUCCUGAUGAGCUUCCUCUUCAAGGCCUUCCACGACCUCAUGAUGUUCACGGGGCCUGAAAUCCUCAAGCUGCUGAUUAAGUUUGUGAACGACAAAGACGCUCCCAGCUGGCAGGGCUACUUCUACACGGCCCUCCUCUUCAUCUGCGCCGGCCUGCAGACCCUCGUCCUCCACCAGUACUUCCACAUCUGCUUUGUGACGGGAAUGCGGCUGAAGACUGCCGUGAUCGGUGCCGUCUACAGAAAGGCCUUGGUCAUCACCAAUUCGGCAAGAAAGACGUCCACCGUUGGGGAAAUCGUCAACCUGAUGUCUGUGGAUGCUCAGAGGUUCAUGGACUUGGCUACCUACAUCAACAUGGUCUGGUCUGCGCCUCUCCAAGUUAUCCUGGCCUUAUACUUGCUGUGGCAGAAUUUAGGCCCCUCUGUGUUGGCCGGUGUGGCCGUCAUGCUGCUGCUGGUUCCCGUCAACGCUGUGAUAGCGAUGAAAACAAAGACUUACCAGGUGGCUCACAUGAAGAGCAAAGACAACCGGAUCAAGCUGAUGAACGAGGUCCUCAACGGGAUCAAGGUGCUGAAGCUCUACGCCUGGGAGCUGGCCUUCAAGGAGAAGGUCCUGGGCAUCCGGCAGGAGGAGCUGAAGGUGCUCAAGAAGUCGGCGUACCUGGCGGCCUUCGGCACCUUCACCUGGGUGUGCGCCCCCUUCCUGGUCGCUUUGUCAACUUUUGCUGUCUUUGUGACCAUUUCUGACAAGAACGUCUUGGAUGCUCAGAAGGCUUUUGUGUCCCUGGCCCUGUUCAACAUCCUCCGGUUUCCCCUCAACAUCCUCCCGAUGGUUAUCAGCAGCAUCGUCCAAGCCAGCGUGUCUCUCAAGCGUCUCCGAGUAUUCCUGUCGCACGAAGAGCUAGAUCCGGACAGCAUCAUCAGAGGCGCUCUCAAAGACUCUGACGGCAACAGCAUCAUUGUGAAGAACGCAACCUUCAGUUGGUCGAGAAGUGAUCCUCCGAUUUUGAAUAACAUCGAUUUCGCCGUCCCGGAAUGCCGCUUGGUGGCCAUCGUCGGCCAGGUCGGUUGUGGCAAAUCCUCACUGCUGUCUGCGCUGCUGGGAGAGAUGGAAAAGAAGGACGGCUCGGUGUCGGUCAAGGGGUCUGUGGCCUACGUCCCUCAGCAAGCUUGGAUCCAGAACGCGACGCUAAAGGAGAACAUCAUCUUCGGAAGGGAAGGGAAGGAAAGCCACUACAAGCGGGUGGUGGAGGCCUGCGCCCUCGUGCCCGACCUGGAGGCUCUUCCUUCUGGAGACAAGACAGAAAUUGGAGAAAAGGGCGUGAAUCUCUCCGGGGGCCAGAAGCAAAGGGUCAGCCUGGCCCGAGCCGUCUACUGCAACGCCGACGUCUACCUGCUGGACGAUCCAUUGUCGGCGGUCGAUGCUCACGUUGGGAAGCACAUCUUUGAGCAAGUCAUCGGGCCAAAGGGAAUCCUGAAAAACAAAACUCGGGUUCUGGUAACCCACGGGGUGAGUUACCUGCCUCUGAUGGACAUGAUCAUAGUGAUGACGGAGGGGAAGAUCUCAGAAAUGGGGUCGUACCAGGAGCUCCUGGAGCAGGACAUGGCCUUCGCGGAGUUCCUGCGGACCUACGCCAGCACCGAGCAGAACGUGGAAGGCAGGACCCCGACAGCGGCAGGCAGAGGAGAAGGUGCAAAGUCGGAAGAGGAGGAAGAUACAAACAGUCCAGCAGCGAAAGAAGGGAAACUUAUGGAAAACGGGGCUCUGGUCAGCGACGGCUCCCGGUCCGAAAUGAUGAGCCGGCAGCUGAGCAACUCCUCCACGUACAGCGGAGACGCCGGGAAGUCCGCGGGGCAGCAGAACAGCACGGCUGAGCUCCAGAAGGUCUCUCCAGAAAAGAGCGCCUGGAAGCUGACAGAAGCCGACACUGCCCAAACUGGGAAGGUGCAGGUGGCCAUCUACUGGGAGUACAUGAAAGCCAUCGGCCUCUUCAUCUCCUUCCUGAGCAUCUUCCUCUUCAUGUGCAACCACGUGGCCUCCCUGGCCUCCAACUACUGGCUCAGCCUGUGGACGGACGACCCCGUGAUCAACGGCACUCAGCGGCACACGGACGUCCGGCUGGGGGUCUACGGGGCCCUGGGGAUGUCUCAAGGUAUCGCCGUCUUCGGUUACUCCAUGGCAGUCUCGGUGGGAGGGAUCUUGGCCUCCCGCCGCCUCCACGUCGACUUGCUCCACAACGUCCUGCGCUGCCCCAUGAGCUUCUUCGAGCGGACGCCCAGCGGCAACCUGGUGAACCGCUUCUCCAAGGAGAUCGACACCAUCGACUCCACCAUCCCCCAGGUCAUCAAGAUGUUCAUGGGCUCCCUCUUCAACGUCAUCGGGGCCUGCAUCAUCAUCCUCCUGGCCACCCCCAUCGCCGCCGUGGUCAUCCCUCCGCUGGGCUUCGUCUACUUCUUCGUGCAGCGCUUCUACGUCGCCACUUCCCGCCAGCUGAAGCGCCUGGAGUCGGUCAGCCGCUCCCCGGUCUACUCGCACUUCAACGAGACGCUCCUGGGCGUCAGCGUCAUCCGGGCCUUCGAGGAGCAGCAGCGCUUCAUCCAGCAGAGCGACCUGAAGGUGGACGAGAACCAGAAGGCCUACUUCCCCAGCAUCGUCGCCAACAGGUGGCUGGCCGUGCGCCUGGAGUACGUGGGGAACUGCAUCGUCCUCUUUGCCGCUCUCUUUGCAGUGGUGGCGCGCCACAGCCUCAGCCCAGGCCUGGUGGGACUCUCCAUCCUCUACGCGCUGCAGAUCACCACCUAUUUGAAUUGGCUGGUUCGCAUGUCGUCUGAGAUGGAAACAAACAUCGUCGCCGUGGAAAGAGUCAAAGAAUACUCCGAAAAGGAAAAAGAGGCAGCGUGGACUGUGAAGCACCCCGCCCCGCCGAGCAGUUGGCCCCAGGAAGGCAGAGUGGAGUUCCGGGGCUACGGGCUGCGCUACAGAGCCGACAUGGAUUUCGUGCUGAGGGACAUCAACGUCACCAUCAACGGGGGAGAAAAGGUGGGCAUCGUUGGCAGGACAGGCGCCGGGAAGUCCUCCCUCGCCCUGGGCCUCUUCCGAAUCACCGAAGCCGCCAAAGGAGAGAUUCUCAUCGACGGGAUCGACAUCGCUAAAAUUGGGCUCCACGACCUCCGCUUCAGGGUCACGAUUAUCCCCCAGGACCCCAUCCUGUUUUCUGGCUCCCUGCGCAUGAAUCUGGACCCUUUUGACCAGUAUUCUGAUGAAGACGUCUGGAUGUCCUUGGAACUGGCGCACUUGAAGAACUUUGUUUCCACGCUGCCUGACAAACUCAAUCAUGAGUGCUCAGAAGGUGGAGAAAACCUCAGCGUCGGGCAGCGUCAGCUGGUCUGCUUGGCCCGGGCCUUGCUGCGAAAGUCCAAAAUCUUGGUUUUAGAUGAAGCCACCGCCGCUGUAGACCUGGAGACAGACGACCUCAUCCAGUCGACCAUCCGGACUCAGUUUGAAGGCUGCACAGUCUUGACCAUCGCGCAUCGGCUGAACACCAUCAUGGACUACACACGAGUCAUCGUCCUCGACAAAGGCAAGAUUGUGGAGUGCGACUCUCCCGCCGCCCUCCUCCAGAAGAAAGGCAUCUUCUACAGCAUGGCCAAAGAGUCCGGCCUGGCGUAACGCGAGACUGCCGUUCCCCUCCCCGCCAGUCAAGCGCCCAAAUGGAGAGGAGGUGUCUGUCGAAAUCCAUGGUUGCGGAUCCUCGCGCCAAGGAAUCCCUCUGAAGAACUGGCUUUUGGAAUCUGACGAAGGAAGAGGCGUCACAGCCAAUUCAGCCUCCCUCCCCCAUUUAUUUCUCUCCCCUUUUGCCAUUUUGCAAGUAUAUGCUAGUGACGGAUUGGGGCCGUGGGUUUUCGGUCAGUAGUCCAAACCCUCCAGAUUUCCUUUGUGGCGCCAAAAUCUCGCAGCCCCUGAAGGACCAAAACAUCCUUCAAAGUUAGAGAGCUUUUCUUUUUUUCUUUCUUUUUGCUCUGUGUUCAGAGGUGUUUUCUCAAAAGGCAAAUUAGGUUCCUCUCCCCCCCCCCCCUCGAAAAAGCCAGCCGUUGAAGGGAAAAGGGGACUGAGAGACAGAAAGACAUAUCUGAAUAGCCGUGGGCUUAUUGGCCGUUUCCCCUUAAAAUCGAUCAGACUUUCAAAAAUAAUACAGCCAAAGCAAUUUGGACGGAUAUGGAAGAAUGCUCGAGAACACUUUUUUUUUUUGCUAAAAGGUCAUUCCUGUAGUUUGGUGAAAGAAGGCGAAGUUAAGUGAUUUGCAGUGCUUAGCAGGUGAAGAUUUGGGUCUUCUAUUCCCACACCAGCAAGGUGGUUUCCCCGCCCCCCUUCUUUUAUUUAAACAUAUGGGUGAAAUAGCUGACUCGUCCAACUAUUUUAACAAUUCCAGUCAGGGCCCCGAUAUUGCUACUUCGGCUUAGUAAUGCGCGUGCCUGACUGGCUGAAAUCCCUUACUUUUGGGGCUGUCCCCCUUCAGGUCCGGCCUGCCUCGCGUUCUUCAGGUUCUCCGUUUAUCAAAGCUUUCGAAAGGAGACAUCAGACCCUCUGUGGAUCCAAAGGCUCCUCCAACAGCGUAGAACUGUCAAUCUUGAAUUCAACUGCUGAUUUCUUUUUUAUCACCAUUAUUAUUAAAGAAAUAGGCAACAUCUUUUUACUUAGACGGGACAAAAAUAAAGAAAUUAUUUAUUUUGUUUUGUACAUAACCGUUCUUUAAAAGUUGAAUAAACAAAUUUACUUUGGUAUUUUUGUAAUGAUUCCUGGGAAGAGCUUUUGAGUAAAUGUCUUUUUGUUUGCUUGGAAAAUUACCCUCCGUGUUAUUCUGGAAACUGGACGCAAACACUGGUUGCUUGGCUGUUGUUUGUAUAGAAGGUGGGGGGACCGUUCGCCGCAUUAAACCUCUUAGAACGUUCAAGCGCUUACGUUGCACACGGAGCUCCCUUACAAAACUGAAAGGUGCCCUGAACCUUUACUGCUGAAUGGGCCCAUGUUAGGACUUCCUACACAGCAUAAUUGGACUGUGGGGCUGUGGCUCAGUGGCAGAGCUUCUGCUUGGCACACAAAAGGUCCCAGGUUCAA